Parnassius mnemosyne (clouded apollo) is the source of this 669-nucleotide messenger RNA. Lineage: Eukaryota; Metazoa; Arthropoda; Insecta; Lepidoptera; Papilionidae. The record is from the annotation of a GenBank genome assembly.
AUGCAGUUACGGGCAAGUAUUGCCUAUAAUAGAAGAAAAGAUGCAGUGAGUGGUUUUGUAACAGAUGGACACGAAGCUAAGAAAAUUCUUGCUGAUCAUGCUCAGGUUUUCUUAAUCCGGGGCCUUAUUAAAAAUUUUAAGCAACCAAUAGCCUAUACCUUCUCAUCAGGUAUGACAAAAGGUUAUGAAUUAGCUAAACAAAUAAAAGAAAUUAUUACUGGACUGCAGCAAGUCGGCUUUAAAGUUUUAGCUACUAUCUGUGACCAAGGCACAAAUAAUAGGCAAGCAAUCAAAAUCCUCAAAGAGGCGACAAGGAGGUCAUAUUUAUGCCAAAACGAAACGGAAAUGCCUCGAGAUAAUAUUUUUAUUAUAAAUUCUCAAGAAAUUGUUCCAAUAUUUGAUCCACCUCAUUUAUUAAAAGGUAUAAGAAACAAUCUUCUUACUAAAAACCUUAAUUACAAAAUAGAUGGAAAACCUGGCACAGCUAAAUGGCAUCAUUUAGAACUACUCUAUAAAGAAAAUCCUGGCUACAAAGGCAUAAGGCUUAUGCCUACGUUAACGGAAACUCAUAUAAUUCCUACCAAAAUACCAAAAAUGAAAGUCAAAUACGCCAGUCAAAUAUUCAGCCGAACAAUCUCAUCCAAUAUGGGAUAUCUCGCAGGUAUAUAA